This is a messenger RNA of Astyanax mexicanus (Mexican tetra), 3046 nucleotides long. RefSeq names its product procollagen-lysine, 2-oxoglutarate 5-dioxygenase 1a (gene plod1a). NCBI's taxonomy places the organism in Eukaryota, Metazoa, Chordata, Actinopteri, Characiformes, Acestrorhamphidae. The transcript has 20 exons. Gene Ontology annotation, molecular function: procollagen-lysine 5-dioxygenase activity; L-ascorbic acid binding; iron ion binding. Gene Ontology annotation, cellular component: endoplasmic reticulum. The record is from RefSeq and is a predicted model, not a curated record. Gene Ontology annotation, biological process: peptidyl-lysine hydroxylation. Bases 173 to 2500 code for a protein of 775 amino acids.
CUCUGCCUCUGGAAGGGUGGGAAGGAGGGGACGGCUGGGCAGGCUGUGUUUAUAGAGGGGCUGUGUACAUACAGCUAUAAAACUCCAGCUAACUUUCUACUUCCAGCGUUUCUGCACGUACACAUUUAUCUGUCUGAGAUCCGAGAGAGGAGCUCGGAGCCGCGGACUAAAGAUGAGGGCUGGAACGCUAACUCUGGUGUUUGGGCUUUUAUGGUUGACUGCGUUUUCCCCGCUGCACUGUGAGCCGAAGGGACCCCUUCCUGAAGAGAAGCUCCUUGUACUGACAGUAGCAACAAAAGAAACUGAUGGAUUUAAGAGGUUCAUGAGAUCUGCACAGCACUUUAAUUACACAGUUAAGGUUCUUGGCAGGGGUGAAAAAUGGAACGGUGGGGAUUAUAUGACAGCACCCGGAGGAGGACAGAAAGUACGUCUGCUGAAGUCAGCCCUGGCUGACAUAAAAGAGAAGGAUAAGAUCAUUCUCUUCAUUGACAGCUAUGAUGUUGUCUUUUCCUCGGGUCCCAAAGAGCUGCUGAAGAAGUUCCAGCAGGCUAAACACAAGGUGGUCUUCUCAGCCGAGACCCUAAUUUGGCCGGACCGUCAUUUGGAGGACAAGCACCCGCACGUCAGAGAGGGAAAGAGGUUCCUUGGGGCUGGAGGCUUCAUUGGCUAUGUCCCUAACCUUAAGGAGAUGGUCUCAGAUUGGUCAGGGGAAGAUGAUGACAGUGACCAGCUGUUUUAUACCAAAGUGUACAUCAACCCAGCAAAACGGAAAUCUAUAAAUAUAACCCUGGACAGCAAGUGCAGAUUGUUCCAGAACCUCCACGGAGCUCUUGAUGAAGUGGUGUUGAAAUUUGAGGACGGAAGGGUGCGGGCCAGAAAUGUGUUGUAUGACACCCUGCCUGUUAUUGUGCAUGGCAAUGGGCCCACAAAGCUGCAGAUUAAUUACCUUGGAAACUAUAUCCCGAAUGUGUGGACAUUCGAGACUGGCUGCACAGUUUGCAGUGAAGACCUUCGGUCCUUUUCAACACUCAAGGAGAGUGAGUUUCCAGUGGUGGUCAUUGGCAUCUUCAUUCAGCAGCCCACUCCCUUCGUUUCAGCGUUUUUCGAGCGCCUGGUUAAUCUCAAGUACCCCAAAAACCGCCUCAACCUCUUCAUUUACAAUCAGGAGCCACACCAUGAUAAGCACAUCCGUUCAUUCCUAGAAAGUCAUGAAGCAGACUACAAGGUUGUGAAGCUGAUUGGUCCAGAUGAGGGGGUCGAUGUUAUAACUUCACGCAAUAUUGGCUUUGAUAUGUGUCGAGAUGACAUUGACUGUGAAUACUUCUUUAGUGUGGAUGUGGAAGUAGUCUUGAAGAAUGAAGACACUCUUAAGAUACUAAUUGAGCUUAAUAAACCUUUUGUAGCACCAAUGAUGACUAAACCUGGCCGCCUGUGGACAAAUUUCUGGGGAGCUCUGAGUGCAGAUGGGUACUAUGCCAGGUCAGAGGACUAUGUGGACAUUGUUCAAGCACGCAGAGUGGGGAUCUGGAAUGUUCCAUAUGUGUCUCAGGUGUACCUGCUUAGAGCUGACGUUCUGAGAAGUGAACUAAAAGAUUCUGACCUCUUCAAUUCUGCAACACUUGACCCAGAUAUGGCCUUCUGCUCUAGAGUGCGAGAUCAGGGUGUGUUCAUGUUUGUAACAAACAUGCAUUCAUUCGGCCGUGUCCUAAAUACAGAAAACUACCAGACGAAUCACCUGCACAAUGAUCUUUGGCAGAUCUUUGAAAACCCAGUGGACUGGGAGGAGCGAUACAUUCAUGAGAACUACUCACAAAUUUUGAACGGCAAUAUAGUGGAAAAUCCAUGUCCUGAUGUAUACUGGUUCCCAAUUUUCACUGAACGGACCUGCACACACCUUGUUGAAGAAAUGGAACAUUUUGGCCAGUGGUCUGGAGGUGGAAAUACAGACACCAGGAUCCAGGGAGGUUAUGAAAAUGUUCCCACAAUUGACAUUCACAUGAACCAGGUUAAUUUUGAAAAAGAGUGGCAGAAAUUCCUUUUGGAUUAUAUUGCCCCUGUCACAGAGAAAAUGUUUCCUGGGUACUUUACAAGGUGUAUCUCCUACCUCAACUUUGUUGUGAGGUACAAACCUGACGAGCAGCCCUUACUCACCCCACACCACGAUGCGUCCACUUUUACUAUUAACAUAGCUCUCAACAGCAAAGACAUUGACUAUCAGGCUCUGUUUGAUUUGGCGUUUGUUGUUAGAUAUAGACCCGAUGAACAGCCCUCUUUAAGGCCACAUCACGAUGCGUCCACUUUUACUAUAAAUAUUGCUCUCAAUCAAGUGGGAAUAGAUUAUCAGGGCGGAGGCUGUCGAUUCAUUAGAUACAACUGCUCCAUACGGGCCCCCAGGAAAGGUUGGGCCCUCAUGCACCCGGGCCGCUUAACACACUACCAUGAAGGCCUUCCUACCACAUCAGGCACCAGAUACAUCGCUGUUUCAUUUGUGGAUCCUUGAGUUGAUCUCAUAAGGAAGCCAAUUGUUUAGAAAAACAAAACCAAACAGGAUGGUUAUAUUGUAAUAUGGGAGUUUUAGCAGGACCAGAGACGCAAUCAUUUUGACUUUAAAUUGAGAAUCAUUAAACGAUUUGAUAGAGACUGUGCCUUACAUGCCAUAUAAAUCUGUAAUGUUGUACUAACAGAACUGUAUUUAGAAGGCCAAGUGAACUCAGGUUUACUUUAAAUGCAGUAGAUGGAGAUGCAGUGUGUACCUCUAUGAAAAAAAUGCUUUUAUUUAUUGAUCCAUUUCCAAAGCAUUUACACCAAAGGUUUAAGUGAUAGAAAUUAUUUGCUCAACUAUUUUUUUUUCUUGGAUAACAGAAUCAUACAUCAGGCUUUCUACUUGAUAAUGUUUCCUAGAAAAAGGUGCUACUGUUUAGAGAUGGGCUGAUGUAGGUUUUUUCUUCAGUGCUCUCUUAAGUCAUAAUUUUAUAUGUCCGUUGUUUUUAUUUUAAAGGUUUGUUUUCUUAUUUUUUCUUGUCAAUAAAUGUUACUUUUUCACUAA